GCAGGAGGAGGAGGAGGAGGAGGAGGAGAGCAAUGACUGCUCAAUAGGUCCUUUGACGUGGAAUAUUUCCGUAAAGAGACGAUGGAAGAGUAGCGUGUAGCUCCAAGCUAUCCCGUAUUAACCUUAAAUCGGAACGGGAUUUAGCUCCUGAAUCCCACUCGGACCUGGGUCCACUGGAGUUGACAGACAACAGUCUUUCACAGACUGACCCCUUUCUGUUCCCCCGCCUCCCUCCGCUCAGCUACAGUCAUGAUAAAAGCCAUUUUAAUAUUCAACAACCAUGGGAAACCAAGGCUUUCUAAAUUCUACGAGCAUUAUAAUGAAGACAUAGAGCAACAGAUCAUCAGGGAAACCUUCCACUUGGUCUCGAAAAGAGAUGAGAACGUCUGUAAUUUCCUAGAAGGUGGAAUGUUGAUUGGAGGAUCAGACUACAAGCUGAUCUACCGACACUACGCCACACUGUACUUUGUGUUUUGUGUGGACUCCUCAGAGAGUGAACUAGGAAUUUUAGACUUAAUCCAGGUAUUUGUGGAAACGCUGGACAAAUGCUUUGAGAAUGUCUGUGAGCUUGACUUAAUUUUCCAUGUAGACAAGGUCCACAACAUACUGGCAGAGAUGGUGAUGGGUGGGAUGGUCCUGGAGACCAACAUGAAUGAAAUCAUCACACAGGUGGAUGCCCAGAACAAGAUGGAGAAGUCUGAGACUUUUAUCUUUCAGUCUACCAGGCAGGACAGGUAGACACAGGCCGGUAUUGCAGGAGCGCCUGCUCGUGCCGUAUCAGCUGUAAAGAACAUGAACCUCCCGGAAAUGCCCAGAAACAUCAACAUUGGUGACAUCAGCAUAAAAGUGCCAAAUUUACCCUCCUUCAAAUAGUGGCAGCGAGAUCCUGAAGCUGCAGAUGUCAGCCAAUGUUUACCGUGAUGCAAUCGGUUACCAAAACCUCAAAUUACUAGCUUUUAUCAAAAAUAUAUAUAUCUUGAAGGUACUGUAUGCUUUGACACUCCUUAUUUGGUGUUAACUCUUUGUUUUUCCUAUUAAAAAAAAAAAGAAUGUUUUACGUGCUUUGAAUUUCUGUUGGAAGGAAAAAUGAAGUAUUUAUUUAUUUGUGGUACAUUCCUUCUUCCUCGCUGGAGGUUAACCCUUGAUGUUCAGCUGCUACAGUAGAGAUCUGUGUCAGUUUGUAGCUGAAAUAAUUUCACUGACUCCAGUGUU
Etheostoma spectabile (orangethroat darter) is the source of this 1212-nucleotide messenger RNA. RefSeq names its product adaptor related protein complex 3 subunit sigma 1 (gene ap3s1). Gene Ontology annotation, cellular component: AP-3 adaptor complex; membrane coat. The record is from RefSeq and is a predicted model, not a curated record. Lineage: Eukaryota; Metazoa; Chordata; Actinopteri; Perciformes; Percidae. Gene Ontology annotation, biological process: Golgi to vacuole transport; intracellular protein transport. The transcript has 7 exons. Bases 250 to 738 code for a protein of 162 amino acids.